CCUCUCCCAAUUUCUCGUUGAUCCUCCCGUCUCCGUUGCCUGUACCGUCACCGAUCGCACUCACCUUCCGUUUCUGCUACAUGUCUGCCCUCGAUGAUCAACCAGUACUCGCUAAACUCCCCAAUUGGGUACUCCAAGAAUCCAUAUAACCCCACACAAAGCCCCCAAAGUACUUCCUCCAGUGCUUUGGCCGAGGUUCCCAGAGGAUCUAGCCCACAUUUCGCCAUUCCCCGGUUUUCAGCUCCAGAUAGCCCUCUCAACACGUCGGAGUCGUACUAUUCACAUCACUCAACCCCUCAAGACUAUAAUGACCGAGCUACCAACUUCCAGGAUCUCCCAUUUGAGGUGCGCAGCCGCGUGGCUGCUGAGCUCUCACAGUACGACUGUGUUCGCCUUCUAACGGUAUCAAAAACUGUUUAUUCAUCGACCAUUGCCCGGUUGUACGAGCACAUCAUUAUCGACCAGCAAUUCGAUCGGUUCAAUAACGAGAAGGAAUACGGCUAUAAGAAAAUAACCAUGCAGGAUGGCCAACCAGUGGCCUCCUCUUGCACGUACAUCAACUCAGCCUUCGCUUUCAAGCGGUUCUUGCAGAGUACCAACGCCCACACCACUUCUCUCAUCCGACGGUUCGAUUGCGUGGACCUCCCAGACUCGUUGAACCUCUACGACCAUCAACUUCAUGACCAAUUGCUCCGUCUCUUCGAGCACAUGUGCCUGUUGAGCCAGUUGGUGUGGCUGAACGACAACUUCCGGCUCGAAUACCUCCACCAGUUGCCGCACAAGCAUCUCGUAUCCACCCUCGUGUUGAACAUCAAGUUUUCCAACUACUUGAGCGAACUCGAGCCGCUUCCUUAUCACGAGGAUUGCAAAGGCUUGGUGUUCCCCAACUUGGUCAACUUUCAGAUCCAGCCGUUUCAAAACUCCAGCAAGCUCGUGAGAAUAGUCAAUAAUUUAUUGGUCAAUAAUAACCCCAACGUCAGUGACAAUCUCGACACUUUGGUCCUCUCCAGGUACCAGCGGCGGGACUCAACCUCCACCAUGACGCUGCCCAAUUGCGACGAGCUCAUGGCCCCAGGGAGGUCGCUGGGUCCAAAGGACGAGAACAUCACUGUCUUGUUCAAAGGCUCCAGGUUACGCUACCUCUCUAAUUUAACCUGCUUGUCGUUGGACAACUUGUCUGUCUCGCCAAGGGAGGCACGUACCUUCAUUGAGUCCGUGAAUCUAGCGGGGUUGGACACGUUAGUAUUGCGAGGCAUUCUGGAAUACCUGGUAGGAAACGAUCGCUGCCAGCCGUUUUUACUUGAAAUUGCCCAACACCUCACCAGCCUCAAACAUCUUUCGCUAGACCAUCGACAGGCUCUCGUGGAUAGCGUGCCUGAGUUUUUGCUGUGUCUUCCAGCGAGAAAACUCGAGUCAUUGGACUUGGUUAUCAGGAAUAACCCCACCAAGGACUACUUGGACCACGGCGACCGAGAACGUGAAUACUACGACGAUUACGCCCGUGCAAUCGGUUUGUUCAGAAAUACGCUCACCAGGCUCUCGUUUGAGGUCAGAGAAGAGGUACACGGCUAUAACGAUACCAACAACCUAAACAUCUUGCAGUGUGUGCCAGCUCAUACUUCCUUCUACACCCAGCUCCAGCAAUUGACACACUUGAGGUGUCUACGGGUGAGUCCCGGCGAGCAAGUCGAGGAGGUGGCGCUUUUGGUACAGCGACUUCCACUGUUGGUGAUGUUGGAUAUUUUCGGAAACAAGGCUGGAGGUGCGCCAAACUUAGGUUUGGGGAUGGUCCACCCGACCAUCUACGACGAGUGGUUCAAGGUCCAGCAUGUGGCGUUAUUGUACUUGCAGUACAACCCAAAGUUGGAGUACAUCCGCAUCAAUCAAUGCAUUUUUGAGUGCAACGGACCGAAUAUUGAGCCGAGAAAUGGCAUUUCUCGGUGGUUUGAUGGAAAAAUCAGGCUCAGCAGGAGCGAGCUCGCAUAGAGUGGUGUAUUGCACUUAAUGUAUUAAUUGUUGAAAUAACGCAGGCAGUUUUCCAGGGAACUAAGGUGCCAUGUGGUUCUUGCUUGAAUUGCUUGUACGUAGGGUACCAAUGACAGCGUAAUGGGGGUUUUGGAAGCAACACUUGCAUUUGAAAACAAUCACCAUGGAUAACUACUUUCAUACAGUUUAUAGUGGCUGCGAAAUAAUCAUAAAAAUGCUGAAAA
Suhomyces tanzawaensis NRRL Y-17324 is the source of this 2210-nucleotide messenger RNA. RefSeq lists its product as uncharacterized. The transcript has a single exon. The record is from RefSeq and is a predicted model, not a curated record. The coding region runs from base 94 to 1986 and encodes 630 amino acids. NCBI's taxonomy places the organism in Eukaryota, Fungi, Ascomycota, Pichiomycetes, Serinales, Debaryomycetaceae.